Messenger RNA from Bombus pascuorum, 2372 nucleotides. RefSeq lists its product as uncharacterized. The coding region runs from base 180 to 1928 and encodes 582 amino acids. The record is from RefSeq and is a predicted model, not a curated record. The transcript is spliced from 2 exons. NCBI's taxonomy places the organism in Eukaryota, Metazoa, Arthropoda, Insecta, Hymenoptera, Apidae.
GUAGAUGUCUUACCUCUGCGUACUUGAUCUAUGAGAAUUAAAGAAUCGUUAAAUGACAAAUAAAAGAUUAUAUCUAAGAACUUUCAUUCUGCGAGUGACGUCGUUCCAAGACGUGGCCUUCUUACCAUUGACAAAUUGACUUCCUUUGUCUUAAUUCAUGGAACGUUGUGAAAAUCACUAUGAUGCUACCAGUAUAUCUAUUAAUGCUUCAACAGAUAAAUUAUUUAAAUUAUUUGUCAAGCGUCGAACAAACUAUCAUAGAUGUUCUUCGAAGAAUCAAAUUUUCGGAUGUGCAACUCGUCGUUCAAAAUCCUUACGGAAACAAUUUCGGAAUAAUCAACGAGAUCUAUAAAAUUGUGGCUCAAACUACACCAACGAGUUACAUUUUGGUGAACGACUCAGAUCCUUUGGGACUGCCAUCCUCUCAGGUAUCUCAAGCAACGCUGAUUUUAUACAUUUACGUCGGAAAAACUUCACCGAAUUUCGAACAAACGGAAAAUAUCACACGCGCGAUCGUGUCCAAGAAUCGACCAAAAAUUCUGUUGAUAACUAUGAUGGAGGAAGAAGAUUGCAACUUUGAACCACUUCUGAAGCAAACGUGGCACAAUCAUUUGAUCGACAUAGCGAUUUUAGAAUUGUCAAAAUUAAAUAGACACACAAUCGCUACGAAAGUUCAUCAGUAUAACCCAUUUACGAACGUCUACGAUCAACGGCCUUAUGUUUCGGGUAUAGAAUUGUUUCCCAAUAAAGUGGACAAUCUUCAUGGUUACCUGAUAAGAAUAGGCAUGCUGAAACGUGCAGGCUACUUAUGGUAUACGAAAAAUUCACAGGGAUACCCUAUAAUGUAUAGAGGCCCGGACGUAAAAGUUAUAAGAACACUUGCUCGGAUUAUGAACUUCACUAUCGCAGUAUAUCCCAGUAAAGACGUGUUCGCUGAUAUAGUCGAUGAAAAAAUCGAUAUGAUUAUUCCGACGUUGUCGCUUUUCGCGGACGCUAAUGCUGUAAAAUGUGAUUUCACUUUACCUUAUGGCUUCGAGAGUUGGUGUCCAGUAGUGCCGGUUAAAUACAAAUCUAAUCAUGUCGAAAUACGCUGUUUAAUCGGAAUCGCCACAAAUUUUUGUGUUCUCCUUAUAUUCUGGGGAUUAUCGGUCGUAUUGAAAUUUCAAUCGGACCUAUGGGAACCAUUGAAAAUCUUCGGUCUGUUGAUAGCUGCCACCAUCUCAUCGAGGCCAAAGAAGGCGACAGAAAGGGUUAUAUUUUUUCUCAUUGUACUCGCUUCGUCGAUGUAUUCGGCGAAUCUGUUCAUUGAUCUGACCAACAUAAGUAUGGAAGUGGACACCAUCAUAGAUUAUAACAGUUAUAAGGAGUUGGACGACACUGGAUUGACUCCCGUUAUUUUGACUGGUCUCUUCAACGUAACUUUCCUCAACGAAGACAAAUCUUUUUCUCGGUUAAAGAGAAAAGCUAUCCAGAUGGAUACUACAGAGAAUUGCGUGAAUUAUUUGGAACAACACAACAAUAUUACUUGCUUCCUAGAGACGAGAACUACAGACAUGAUAAUAUAUUCGCAUGCGCGCGAAGGUAAAAGGGUCCUGAAAACCUGCGAAAAAUUGUGUUACGCGAGACCACCGAGUGCGUACUUUUUGAAAAAACAUUCGCCGUAUAGAGACCAAUUUGUAAAGAUCAUAGUACAUUUAGAUGCAGCAGGUAUUCGUAUGAAAUGGUUAAACGAUUACAUCGGUAAAUUUCGGCCAAGAAAGACUCACACCAUGGAAGUUAAGAGUUCGUACACAUCGCCUCUCGCGUGGAAUCUGGCUUACAUCAUAUGUAGUGGAUUUUUAAUGUCGCUUUUAGCAUUUUUUGGUGAAAUUAUAAUACACUAUCUCCGCUAUGACAAGGAGACAAAAAGAUUUUUGAAAAGAACGUGAAGUUACACGUAUUCGAGACUGUGCGUAGUUGAAAUAUAAAUAGUGGUUUGGAAUUCACGUGACUAGAAAUACAAGAAUUUUUCUUGGAAAAGAAUGGCCGAAUUUUUCCAUUAAGCUCGUUAGUUUUCUCGAACUGUUUAUCCUUAUUAACUCACGUUGAGCACUUGUUGAACACAAAUCUUUGCUUAGUAAUAUUUAAACAAUCUAAUAUUAGGAUCAACUUAAUGAUCCUGUACUUCAAACUGUGUCUUGAAAUGCCAACUUAUUUUCAGCAUGUUUGACCGCGUUGCGUUGCUGUAAGUUUCGUCUAUGAAACUGAAUAAUCCUAACGAUUUAAGUAACGAAUAUCGAUAAUCUUAUCACUAAAAGCAUUUCAAAAAAUAUAUCUUGUAACGAACGCGACAAAUAUUCACCUAAUAAAGUCACGUCUCUACGUAUAAAAUA